Knipowitschia caucasica is the source of this 474-nucleotide messenger RNA. NCBI's taxonomy places the organism in Eukaryota, Metazoa, Chordata, Actinopteri, Gobiiformes, Gobiidae. The record is from the annotation of a GenBank genome assembly.
AUGAGAAAGCCGCAUGUCAAGACCAUCUGCCCACAUCCACUGGAUCCAAAGCCAAAUAUGCUGGAGCUGCACAAUGAAUCCAAAAUAAGGUCCUUGUGCUCCUUCUCCAUCAAAUCUCGUGGACAGGACUCUGCUUUUAAGCUAAGUCCUCACUCUCUAACACUAUGCUUCGCUCUGCUCCUAAGCUCCCUAAACCUUACUCUGCUCCUGCUGUUCCUCGCUUGGCGUCUUCAGCUCACAUCUCUGACUGACUCUUGGUUCACUCGUCUUCCGUGCGUUCGUAAAGUUCCCAGACGCACUCCUACUUCUAAGUCUAAGUCUAACUCUGUCCCUAUUGUCCCGCAGUCCGAGCCCACCCCUGCCAUCCCUGGACCUUCCUCGCACCGGGCGGUGUCUGAGACGGCCCAGCACAAGCGCAAAAGGUCACGUGAGCCGAACGCCAAACAUCCACCCAAAAAGCACAAGUCUUGUUAA